AUGGAGAAGCUCGUGGAACGCAUAUCCACCACGCCCUACGUCUCGGCUCUUGUCGCAAGACGGCGAUUCCUUUUCGGUGCAUUUGUUAUUUUCUUAAUAUUAAUAGCCGUGUCUUUGACCGAGAAGGAGGACGUCAAUGCCUGGUCGCGGACGCAGAGCGGCUUCAGCCACCUUGCUGCCGCCAAUGGAACGAAUUCGAACGGUUCGAUCCCGAUACAGAGCUCCCCGCUCAUUCCCAUAGGCCAAGGGUACAAGAGGCCGGGCUACGAACUGCCGCUCGCAGAUGGAAUCCCACUCCGAAUCAUGGCGAUUGGCGCAUCGACAACCCGUGGAGACGAAAGUUUCGACAAUAAUGGAUUCCGACGACCGAUUCGAGAAUACCUGACUUCGAUUGGAAAUCCGGUCAACUUUGUGGGCACACAGCGCGUCGGAAAUAUGUCAGACAACGAGAUCGAGGCUUACCCUGGUGCUCGCACCGGCCAGAUGCAUCACCAUGCGCUGGAUGUAGUCCCCAAGACCAAGCCGAACGUUGUACUUGUGAACGUUGGAGCCAAUGACUGUUUUCAGCAUUGGGAUAUCCCUAACUUCUACAAGCGCUACUAUGCCUUUGUUGACUACCUGCUCACAGCAUCUCCCAGAGCGACUAUCGUGAUGGGCACGUUGCUUCCCACCACAGAGACGGAACGGUUCAAUGGGUCUGCCGAUGUUACAGUAGUGAACCAGCAGAUGCAUCGUCUAUACCAGAUCUUCAAGAAUGAGGGCAGACCCGUUGUUCUGGCAGACAUGACCGGGCCUGAUGGAAUUCAAGAUUCCGAUCUCUCGUGGGAUGGAAUGCACCCGACGUCGGCAGCGUACAUCAGAAUGGGGCAGAUCUUACUCCGAUCCAUGAUUGAAGCCGAUGCGCGCGGUUUCCUGCGACCAGCAGAGCCAAUCCACGGCGUUCUGCAAGACGGGGACUUGGAGCAUCAGGACGAAGACUAUGGCAGGUGGGCCGAUGAGCAAAGGAGACUAGAGGCCCACAGGAAGAAAGUGGAAGAGCAGGAGGUCAUGAAGAUGACCGAAGAACUGAAGCGAUGGACCACCUCGUUGGAGGGUUCUUUGGAACUGAAGAAGCAUGAGGCGGAUAUCGUGCCCAAGUUAAGACGAGACAGCAACUCUGUGGACGCCUCGAAUACGAUUCUUGCCUGGAUACUUGGAUUACUGGCCACCUGGAUACAGAGUAACUUCUGA
This is a messenger RNA of Neoarthrinium moseri, 1230 nucleotides long. RefSeq lists its product as uncharacterized. Bases 1 to 1230 code for a protein of 409 amino acids. The transcript is spliced from 4 exons. NCBI's taxonomy places the organism in Eukaryota, Fungi, Ascomycota, Sordariomycetes, Amphisphaeriales, Apiosporaceae. The record is from RefSeq and is a predicted model, not a curated record. Gene Ontology annotation, molecular function: phosphatidylcholine lysophospholipase A1 activity.